AUGGCACACAAGCCUGACAUGGGGGAAAUCGCCAGCUUCGAUAAGGCCAAGCUGAAGAAGACCGAGACACAGAAGAAUACCCUGCCGACCAAAGAGACCAUCGAGCAGGAGAAGCGAAGUGAGAUGUCCUGGGAUCCUGCAGUGGUCUCCGCCCUCGUCAUGUGCGACACCCUAGUCGUGAUGUGGAGGAAGAGCCACCUGCAGGAUGGGCACGAGCGACGAGCUGCACUGUGA
Elephantulus edwardii (Cape elephant shrew) is the source of this 234-nucleotide messenger RNA. Its product is annotated as thymosin beta-10-like. The transcript has a single exon. Gene Ontology annotation, biological process: regulation of cell migration; actin filament organization. Bases 1 to 234 code for a protein of 77 amino acids. Lineage: Eukaryota; Metazoa; Chordata; Mammalia; Macroscelidea; Macroscelididae. Gene Ontology annotation, cellular component: cytoplasm. Gene Ontology annotation, molecular function: actin monomer binding. The record is from RefSeq and is a predicted model, not a curated record.